UCGUCCAGUGGCUAGGCCGGAUGUAACGGCUGUGAAUUUGGACGAUAAUUCCAGCCGUUACAUCCGUGAAUGUCAUGUUGCCUAGCAACCGUGAGUCCCGAAAACAGAGCGGAGUAUUGAACCAGCUCAAAGUUUUCCUGCCUUAUUUGAUCCAACUUUUAAUCUUGGAGGUGUAAUUAUAAAAACGUGUAAUCAUUUUUUAACACCGUCUCCCACUUCACAGUCUGCCACCGUUAUCAGAAAAUAUCUAGGUUUGGCUGCAAUGCAUCUUGGGAUAUGUACAGCAUAGACGGAUACAGCAGAUCAAUCCUUGAAAUCUGGGAAAAAGAAGGCCGUAUCUUAGAGGCCGCAUUUGAAGGAGUCGUUGAAUUUGGACAGCUCGUGUCGCGUGACGUAAGCAGCCUUCAAAUGCAGCCCAGGAAGAAUGCAGCCCUAGAAUUCGGACACGGCCUCAGAGCGAUGACUGUCUACCGGAUUCAACAUGGCGGCGCCCGUGUCACGAAGCAACGGUGAUGGAUUUGGCCUCGUUUCACAAGAGCUGGAGGUUUCUACGGAUCAUGACGAUUAUCGGCCGCCGGUGUGGAAGUCCUACUUGUACCAGCUCCAGCAGGAGGCGCCACACCCCCGCAGAGUCACCUGCACCUCCGAGGUGGAGAACCGUCCUAAAUACUACGGCAGAGAGUUCCACGGGAUGAUCUCCAGGGAGGAAACGGACCAGCUCCUGAGUCAGGCCGAAGGCAGCUACCUCAUCCGAGAGAGCCAGAGGCAGCCGGGCACCUACACCCUGGCCCUGAGGUUUGGGAAUCAAACCCGAAACUUCCGUCUGUACCAUGACGGGAAGCAUUUUGUGGGCGAGAAGAGGUUCGAGUCCAUCCAUGACCUGGUGACGGACGGCCUCAUCACGCUCUACAUCGAGACGAAGGCGGCGGAGUACAUCGCCAAGAUGACCAUCAACCCCAUCUACGAGCACGUGGGCUACACCACCCUGAACCAGGAGCCCACCCUGAAAAACCAGGUGCAGCGCUGCCCGGACGAGCCCGACGCCGCCCGCGGCAGGAACGACUGCAGCACGGAGAGGCUGACAUCGCUGGUGCGGCGGGCGACCCUGAGGGAGAGCGACCUGGCACCCAAAUACGAGAAGGUUCACAACUUCAAGGUUCACACAUUCAGGGGCCCCCACUGGUGUGAAUACUGUGCCAACUUCAUGUGGGGUCUCAUCGCUCAGGGUGUGAAGUGCGCAGACUGCGGGCUGAACGUCCACAAGCAGUGCUCCAAGGUGGUGCCCAACGACUGCCAGCCCGACCUCCGGCACGUCAAGAAGGUGUACAGCUGCGACCUGACCACGCUGGUGAAAGCCCACAACACCAAGAGGCCCAUGGUGGUGGACAUGUGCAUCCAGGAGAUCGAGGCUAGAGGUCUUCAGUCUGAAGGGUUGUACAGAAUUUCCGGCUUCAGCGAGCUGAUAGAGGACGUCAAGUUGGCCUUUGACAGAGACGGAGAAAAAGCGGACAUUUCCUCCAGCGCGUAUGAAGACAUCAACAUCAUCACUGGAGCCCUGAAGCUGUACUUCCGGGACCUGCCCAUUCCCCUCAUCACCUACGACGCGUACCCCCGCUUCAUUGAAGCUGCCAAGAUUUCAGAUCCAGAGAAACUGCUGGAGUCUCUCCACGAAGCCUUAAAGCUGUUGCCGCCGGCGCACUGCGAGACGCUGCGAUACCUCAUGGGUCACCUCAAGAGAGUCACCCAGUACGAGAAGGAAAACCUGAUGUCCAGCGAGAACCUGGGGAUCGUCUUCGGCCCCACGCUGAUGCGGGCCCCCGGCCUGGACGCCAUGACGGCGCUCAACGACAUCCGGUACCAGAGACUGGUGGUGGAAACCCUCAUCGCCCACGAGGACGUCGUCUUCUGAGAGCGGAGACGAGGGGGAAAACUCUGGAGAUGCUUGAAAGUCUUCAAACCCAUUUUUUAGCGUUGAAGAAGCUGAGAAGAAAUGAAGGAAGUUCUGAAGGAGAAACCGUAACGAAUAAACCAGCGAGAGGACAGAAGGAUGCCAUUUCUCUCUCGCUGUGGGAUCCAUCCUUCUGUCUUCAUCCCUCCUUUCUUAAAUUGGACUCCUUCACAUUUUUUAUUUCCCAUAAAAUUAGAAAGCGUUUGUGCCUCCCACCUCCGAAACAAAACGAGCCUCGGAGCGCAGGAUGAGUCACUACGUUCAGGAAGACGGCAAACCCAACGCUCCAUCAAAGGGAGAGUUUGACGUGUGCGUUAAGGAGGACAGCAUGAGAAGUGACAUCAUAAGGUCUAUUUUAGGUGCAGAGGAAGCGUUUUUCCUCCAUAACCUUCGUCACAAAUGCUUUCCUUCGCUUCAGUUCCAGAUGUUUGCUGUCCAUUUCUGGCUCUGAAGGUUAAGACAGCAGGAUGAAUGAAUCAAAGAAGUGACCCGCCCACCCCUCAGAAGGAUUUCACGUGAUCUGGACCUACUCAGUCUCUUUUUUCUCUCUCAUGAACUACUUUAGCUAACCUAAAAUUGCACAGAGAUCUAAAAAGCAAAAAACAGCCUUUUAUUACUCAAGAGUAAAUCAGUUCUGUUAUCGGGUAAAGACGACGGCGGUUCGUCUGCGUUCUCUCCUCCACCCGCCUGAGGAUGAAGUCGCAGACGACAGCCGCGUCAGGGGAAUGUAAAAAAAGUAGUGCCAGUCCACACGAUGUGUUGUCAUUCGCUCGUGUCCACAAGCAGCAGGUGAACAUGUGACCGGCUUCGUUUGACUAUUUUAGCUGCUCUAAAGCAAAUCUGCUUGGUUUGUAGAAGUAAUCGCUACUUGAAGGUUCCUGCUCCGGUAUAAGUGUUGGACGAUUAACAUGAAGGACUAAAAUUUUUCUUCUUUAUUGCGCGUAAUUAUUUGGUAAAGAUGGAUGUAUCUCAGCACUCUGAACCCCGUCCUUUACCCCAUUUUUGUCGGGGCGUUGCUUUCAGUUUGGCUUUAAAUGCAGAGUUGGAUUUAGAUUAAACGGAAUGGCAUUAAAAUUCGUUUUUCUAAACUUUUUCUUAGUUCCAUGAAGAUCGUUUUUCCACGUACCUGCAUCCGAUUAACAAUUUGUGAGCCUCCAGUGAUCUGUUUCUUUUUUUUUUAGCAUAAUGAAAUCUGUAUUUUUUAUCAUUGUCAUUGCUGUGAAGUAUUUUCUAUGUUUUAUGCAUGGUGGAAUUAAAUUAUUGAUGAUGGCUUACAA
Oryzias latipes (Japanese medaka) is the source of this 3225-nucleotide messenger RNA. The record is from RefSeq and is a predicted model, not a curated record. NCBI's taxonomy places the organism in Eukaryota, Metazoa, Chordata, Actinopteri, Beloniformes, Adrianichthyidae.